Molecule: messenger RNA, 1493 nt
Organism: Sorghum bicolor (sorghum)
Lineage: Eukaryota; Viridiplantae; Streptophyta; Magnoliopsida; Poales; Poaceae
Product: stress-induced-phosphoprotein 1
Exons: 8
Coding region: 121-1092 (323 amino acids)
Molecular function (GO): Hsp90 protein binding
Source: RefSeq, a predicted model, not a curated record
GAAAACAGGGAGAAAGAAAAAACUGCGAAAAAGAAAAAGAAAAAAAGUGAACGAAAACGAGCGCGGGGAGCUCGCGGACCGCAAAACCCUAACCCCGCGGCGGCGGCGGCGGCGGCGGAGAUGGCAGACGGCGGAGGAGGAGGGCCUCCUGCGGCGGCGGCGGCGCUCAAGGACCAGGGGAAUGAGCAGUUCAAGGCGGGGAGCUACCUCAAGGCCGCCGCGCUCUACACGCAGGCCAUCAAGCUCGACCCUGACAACGCCACCCUCUACAGCAACCGAGCUGCAGCAUUCCUGCAGUUGGUUAAGCUUAGCAAAGCACUUGCUGAUGCAGAGACAACAGUCAAGUUGAAGCCACAAUGGGAGAAGGGUCAUUUCAGGAAAGGUUGUGUUUUGGAGGCAAUGGAGCGCUAUGAAGAGGCAAUAGCUGCAUUUCAGAUAGCUUUGCAGCACAAUUCACAAAAUGCAGAAGUCUCAAGAAAAAUCAAGAGGCUUUCUCAGUUGGCCAGGGAAAAGAAGCGAGCCCUUGAUGUAGAGAACAUGCGUUCAAAUGUUGACAUUGCAAAGAAUUUAGAAUCACUGAAGACUGAGUUGGCUGCAAAGUAUGGAGAUGCAGAAACAGGGCAGAGUAUCUUUUCUUUCAUUGUAAAUGUGAUAGAAUCAGCAAUAAAGGUUUGGCAUGACACAGGCAAUGUAGAUCCAAGGGUCAAUUUUCUUCUUGAUCAGAAGACUGAUACUGAAAAAUAUGCCCCAGUAGUUAACAUUGACAAGGCAUUUGAGUCCCCUAACACUCAUGCCGAGUGCUUCACAUAUUUGCGGCAAUAUGCGGAGAAUUCUUCUGCGAAGGCUGCUUGUAUGGUGGCACCUAAGAGCAUCAUUUCCUACCCACAGGUCUGGAAAGGGCAAGGAUCCAGAAAGUGGAAGCUUGACCAGAGUGACGGGUUCUUUGUACAAUUUGAAUCACCAGCUCUGAGGAAGAUAUGGUUUGUGCCUAGCACAAAAGAGAAGGGCCGAACAUUGUGCAGGAGCCCUGAGGCCUUGGACAUCGGCAUCCAUGAAGUCCUCCCCCGUAUGUUCAAGGAAGCAGCAGCUUAACUUAAGCGAGGGGCAAAUGAACAAUUGUCGAUGGAUGGACGGACGGAUGGAUUCCUGAUCCUGCUCAGCCUUGGUUUUCGUCUGUCGUCUGAAAAAUAGCCGGCUGUUUUCUCAGGCUGGAAGAGAGAGAGAGAGCAGCUUGCCUGCCUGUAUUGUGAAAGUUGUAAACAGUGGAAGUGGGAUCUGUGUAAGGGCUUCCUCUGCGCUGAGCCGAGGGACUCUUGAAAUUUUGCUGCUCAGUUGUUUUGCGCUGUUAUGCAGUGAGCGUGUUGUAUUUCGUGAGUGUAUACAACAGCCUUGGUUGGUGGUGGUGGUAUUUCAGUUUCAUUAUUGUUUUUCCCAGGGAACAAAAACUUGUGCUCUUAUCGAAGACAAUAAAAUUUUCUGAACAAUUAGUGGCA